Molecule: messenger RNA, 1404 nt
Organism: Amborella trichopoda
Lineage: Eukaryota; Viridiplantae; Streptophyta; Magnoliopsida; Amborellales; Amborellaceae
Source: RefSeq, a predicted model, not a curated record
CCUCGCCACGCACUCCACCACGAUUUUUAUUCUCCUUCCUUCAUUCACUCAUUUCCAAUCCCUAUUUUGCAGUCGUGAGCACCGAGCGGACGGACCGCGACGGCGCGCAUCUCUCCUCUUCCUCUUCUUCCAUUGAAAUAGAAAUCAAAGAAAAAAUUUGUAAUACACAAAGCAGCUUCCCUUUCCUCCCUCUUACUCUCAGAAUGCUUGGAGUGAGACAUGGCUGAUAGAAGCAGCAACGGCCGCUUCGGCGAUGGAGGAGAUGGAGGACCUUUCAACGAUUGGGAACAAGUAAUGGCAGAAGAAUCACCGCCAACAUCGUCAUCGGAUGGGGAGGUGGAGGAGGAAGAGAGGAAGGAGGCUCUCCAUGCUUCCCCUCUCCUUCCUCCCUUUUUUCCAGAGGAGCAGCAUGAAGGCGACUGCCCUUAUUACUCAGUAUUCCCUCCGAGCAGCCAUGAAGGCCUCCCGAUCGACGCAAUCGACAUACAAGAGCUACCUGCCAGUGGCACCCAAGAGCGACAACGAGGAGGAGAAGAGGAGCAGAGAGGGGUUGCUUCUGCAGCUGAGUGUGAGAAGAAAGAAGGGUGGAAGGAGUUGGUGAACCUCGGUGGUGGCGGAGGAGGAAUUGUUGAUUUGUUGCUCUCAAAGCUUCAAUGUCAUCAGAAGCCGGAGAAGCAUCAUUAUCUCUGGUUAUUUCCUUCCUCAUCGGCUGCUGCUGCCACUGCUGCCAUAUUGGGUUUGGGAACAGCAGCAGCAUUCCUCGGAUGGCGAUGGCAGCGUGAGAGAAGAAGGAGCAACCUUUUGCUUCUCCAAAUUCUCCAAAAUGAUCAGAGGAUAAAUCAACUCUUGCUUCAACUUAGUGAAAUGAAGGAUGCAGUAGCUGCGCGGCGCAAAGUCUCUGUGUUAAGAGUUGCUUAAUAUGUCCGUUGAGGAUACAAAUGGACCUAAACACGAUGCCACCUUUAUGACCUUAAAGAUGACGCUUUGUCGAGUGCUCAUUGUUACACCUGGAAGUUACUUCUGAUAGUACAUUGAGAAGUUUUGAUUCUGUUAUAAUUUAUUUUUCUGGCAAGCUUCGAUAGUCCUUAAUAAUUUAGUCUCCUUUGUGUAUAAGCUACUAAAUUUGCUUGUAAUUUGAGUCGCAUGAUAUGGCAGUAGAGGCAAGACAAGAUUGAAAGGUAGUAUGCGAUAUUGAUGUUUUCACUGGUCAGCUGUGAGGUUACUCACCUACAAUGUUACAUGAACACGGGCAUGAGUGUCUGACUAUAGUACCUGUCUAAGUGCCAAAUGCAGUAGUCUAAAAUGAAGUCACCGAGGAGGAUGUGCUUGUAUGAUUAUUAUUCUAUAGUAACCAAUAAAAUUUCAAUGUAUAUAUAAUAAAUAGCUGAUAUUUAUUACACUUAA